Molecule: messenger RNA, 3467 nt
Organism: Zophobas morio
Lineage: Eukaryota; Metazoa; Arthropoda; Insecta; Coleoptera; Tenebrionidae
Product: tudor domain-containing protein 5-like
Exons: 9
Coding region: 254-3262 (1002 amino acids)
Source: RefSeq, a predicted model, not a curated record
UGAAAGUUGAUGUUUUGUUACGCAAAGGAGGCAAAGACAUAACCAAACUUAAAACGGUGGAUGCGUGCAUUUAUAAUAAUUAAUUGAAUAAACUGGGUCAACACAAUGUGAAGUGUUUGAACGUUGUUUUUAUUUAUCAAAUUCAGCGAUUGUUGUAUAAAUUAAGGCGACCAUAUUGAUUUGAACCUUAUGCAGGUGUCUUCAAAGUGCUUAUUGUAUUUUUCCCCCUUUUCAUGUUCAUAGUCGAAUUAAAAUGGACUCACAGGAAGAAAAUGAAAUCAAAAACAUCCUUAAAGGUUUGUUGAUAUCAAACCCCUUCAGAUCCACGCAACAGCAACUAUGGAAAGACUUUCAAGAGAUGAUCGGUCGGGCGAUUCCUUUACGAAAACUAGGCUUUCAGACAUUUGAUGAGUACUUGCGCUCAAUUCCGGAUGUUGUUCAAGUUUAUGGGUCAGGUCCUUCAGGUGAAGUGGAAGCGGUCACGUCUAAAAGUCAACACAUAAAUGAGAUGGUGUUAAAGCAAAAAAAAGCUGUACCAAAAUCCAGAAAGGUUUACUCCAGGCCCAUUUCAACAGUACAUCAUAGGUUACCUCGCUUUUUCCAAAACAAGUACUCUGUGAAGCUUCCUCCAUCAACAAAUAAAAAGUCUGAAUCAACUUUGGAAUCUCCUCCACUACGUGUUGAAAAACUGGAUCAUCAGUCAGAAACACCAAAUAAUAGUAUUCAACAACCGGCAAAAAAUGUAUAUAAACCUCACCUUCAUUUCAACCACAAGCCUCAGCACCAAGAAGAAAAUAGUGAUUCUCCUGUGAUAAAUAAAAAUGAUUAUUCAAAUCGAAUAAAUUCAGAUCUUUCAAAUCAAAUCUGUGAUGACUCUAGAGACUGUGCAACUGAUUAUACCGAACAAGCGACAUGUUUACCAACCGAAAUCAGUCAUUCAUCUGAAGUUCCUGUAAAAGUUCAAACUAAUUUACUCAACCUAUUAAAAAAAUUUCCUGAUGGUAUCGAAUGUACUAAGUUUCCAGCAGAGUACCGGGCUAUGUAUAAAAAGAACAUUCAUUAUGAAGAGUAUGGUUAUCGAUCAUUGAUUGAGAUGUGCCUAGAUUUACCCAAGAUUUUCAACUAUGUUCAACACUCGUCGCACGAUUAUAUGUUGUAUGACAAAAAACAGCCACUACCAAGCCAAGAUCUGAAAAAAAAUUCGGCUAAGCACGUUCAGACUGAAAAUGUGAUUACGACUCAUGUACUGGAAGAUCUGCCAAAAUUAAAUUGGAAAACGUCAUCAGCGUUGCUGCCGUCAGACGUUUUUACCAUAAACGACCAGAUGAGUCGCUUCUUUCCAGCUGAUAUUCAAGAAGAAGACAUUCUUGACAUUACAAUUGGAGAGAUCUAUGAUCUUUCAAAGUUCUGGUUUUACAUGACGUUUGGGGAUUUGGAUCCUCUUAUGGAUGAAUUGCAGAUUUUUUUUUCGAAGAACAGCACCGCUUACCUUGUACCGGAGUUACUACUAGAAGAGGGACUGUACUGUGUGGCUAUGUACUCCGGCCUGUACCACCGCUGCGUUAUUGUCAAUAUGGUGCCGAAGAUACCCGAGUGCGUACGAGUAUUUUUCGUCGAUUAUGGAACCGUCGAGAACGUCCCUUCCAAAGAAAUUUGGUUCCUACCGAAGCGCUUCGGCGAAGUGCCCUGUCAAGCGAUUAGGGGACGCUUGGCCAACAUAUACCCAGUGGGCGAAAAUCAACCGUGGAAGGUUUCGACCGUGCGAAGACUCGAACAACUCAUAACGAACCGAGUUGUCGUAGGAAAAGUGACCAGAGUCGACGAGAAGGACCACUUUGUGGAUUUAUACUUGGCGGAUAUUACAAACAAGGAUAAGAUAUUCUACAUUAACGAUAUUUUCGUGGACGAAGGACGUGCACUUUACAUCGGCGACGAAAGAAAAAAGACUUUGGUGGAUCACGACUGCACCCCCAAUGUGCGAUACAUUCACUUAUAUCCCGAAUUUUACGAAAUCGAAGCCGGAAUGGCGCCGACGACGGAAGAAAGAAAGUACAUCUUCGCCAACAAAAUCCCGAUGCACCACUACAUGCCGCAGUACUUCGACAUAUACUACAACGAAGACAUCCACCAAAUCGUCCGCGACUUUGAAAACUUCGGCCGCAAAAGAAAGAAGAACAUCGUCAUUCCUACAAUCGACCUCGAGUUCGACUUUUCCUUCUUCCCUGAUCACUUGGUCGACGAAAUCAAAGAACUGUAUUUGCAAGACCACCCACACGCCGAAGUGGAACUAUCGCAGAGUCGAAAAUCCGUAAAAAGUGAAAGUGGGUGUAAACCAGACUCUACAAAAACCGUAGUUAAAAGCAAAUCGAACGCUGACGGUGAGAAAAAAACGAACGGCUCAGUUAAAGAGUAUUUUUGUAACAAAAAACGUAUUUCAGAGAUAAGACAAGGUACGACCGGUGCUGCUAAAAUGGAAACGGGCGACACUAAAAACUCGCGCGAGAAUUCGUUCGGGAGUAAAUCGUUUGGUGACUUUGACCGGUCUACGGAAGCCGCGGCUCUAACGAACACUUUUCGACAACUAAGUGUGAAUAAUAACGAUUCGGGUGUGAUGAGUAUCACCCCGACGCGAAUCUCGAACAACCCGUUUUUGAAUGACUGUAACGUAAACACUAACCCAUUCCGGACAACGAAUCCCUUCUGGAGCGAGCAACUGGAACUCGAAGAAACCGUUGACACAACUCAGUUGCUGGAUUUAUUCGCGAAACCGUCAACCGAAUCGCUGCCCGAUAAAAUCGUGAACGACUUGAAAAACUCGUCGUGUACUUGUAUACGAGAGAAACAAGUCAAUGUUGAGAAGGACGUGGGAGCGACGAAUACUCUGCACGACGUAACGUGUAAUAGCACCAUUACGGACACGGUUAGCCCGAUCAGACAAGUCCAGAAUACCAGCCAGCGUGUGAGGACUCCACCUGGAUUCAGUUCAAGCAAUGUUUCCAAUAAUAGUAUGACGGUUCCGAUGGUGGCACCCAACAACUUUUAUGGAAGUCCUAGGGGCAAUCCCUAUUAUCAACGGUUUCCGUUUCAGAAUUCCGGCAUGCCGCAGAAUCCGCCGAUUUUGCCGUACGUUCUGCCACCGCAAAAUAACUAUUUUGGUUGUGUGCCUCAGGUGUACCCGAAUGCGUACAAUUUCAAUGCGCUGAAUUGGCAGCAGUUGUUUUCGCAGCCGAAUUUUAGGCCGCCGCCUCGGUAUCCGCAUUGAGGUUUGAGGUGAAAGGGUUUUGUGUGGGGGCCUGGUGGCGACAGUGGAAGUUUUUUUACGUUGUGAUUUAGUGACGAUGUUGUGUUUUUUUAAAUAGAGAUUUAUUUAUUUUAACUGUCACUGCGUGUUGGGAUCGUGGUUUUGAAUUGCAUCGUUCUUGGUAGGAUUUUUUGCCACCGGUGUACGAAUAAAUGUUUAUUUUGUG